GUGUUCGCGACGUUGCUAGGAGACGACAGCGCCAUUGCUGCUCUGUUUUGUCCUCCCCCUUUUUUUGAGUUUCGCUGGGUGUUUUUCGGCAGGAUUGAGCGCCAUGGAGAUUGUUCAUGAGUACUCGAAACCUCGCAGGGAUUUUGGCCGCCAAUGUCUCUUCUCUGACCGUCCGGCGGAGCUUGUUGCGGACGUGCCUCCUGACCCGAACCUGGCGCUGCAGUUCAUGCCGAGGGGGAGCAGCGGCCAGGCGCUUCAGUGUUCUCGGGACAUGUCCGAGCAUCAGAUAAACACAGAGAGGUUUGAAUCAGAAAGCCGCGGAAUAAACCACGUGGAAGGGGGCUGGCCCAAAGACGUUAACCCCCAAGAGGUGGAGCAAACCAUUCGUUUCAGGAAGAAGGUCGAGAAGGAUGAGAGUUACUUGAACAGCAUCGCGCAACUCGGCGGCGUAAGACCCGCUGUUGUCCCACACUGCCUCGAUUUAACCCUGAAAUCAUCCUGCACUCUAUUAUGUCAUCUGUCUGGGGUCCAGGUUAUAGAGCACUGCGUUGGACAGAACACCGCCGUUGACAUCUACCAGAAGUACUUUGAGGAUGAAGAUCUACUCGACGAAAUUCAGGAUCCGCCAUUCGCUAAUACUAUCUAUGUUUUCCGAGAUCCAAACCGGGUGAAGCGAACAGUUAGCUGUCUAUCCUGGCACCCCGACGGAGGCAGGAAAUUGGCCGCUGCCUACUCAUGCCUGGACUUCCAGAAAGCUUCCGCAGACAUGAGCCCCGAUUCAUACAUCUGGGACCUCGAGAAUCCCAACAAACCUGAGUUAACUCUGAAGCCGGCGUCUCCUCUUGUCUGUUUGGACUACAAUCCAAAAGACUCGCACACUCUCGUCGGCGGGAGCUACAAUGGCCAGAUUGUGUUCUGGGACACCCGUAAAAGCGGUCAGUCCAUGGAUGUUUCCUCUCUGGAGCAGAGUCACAGGGAUCCGGUCUACAAAACCAUUUGGUUACAAUCCAAGACCGGGACCGAAGCCUUCUCUGCAUCCACCGAUGGACAGGUUCUGUGGUGGGACGUCCGUCGGCUGAGCGAGCCCACGGAGCAGUUAAUUUUGGACCUGGGUCGGGAAGGGAACCUGGACCGGGCUUUGGGAGCUAUCUCUCUGGAGUUUGAAGCCACCAUGCCAACCAAGUUCAUGGUGGGGACCGAGCAGGGUGUCGUUGUGUCCUGUAACAGGAAGGCAAAGACUCCGGCCGAGAAGAUCGUGGGUACCUACGAAUGUCACCAUGGACCUGUCUAUGCCCUGCAAAGAAAUCCCUUCUUCCCCAAAAACUUCCUCACUGUGGGUGACUGGAGGGCUCGAAUUUGGUCCGAGGACAUAAAGGACUCAUCCAUCAUGUGGACAAAAUACCAGAUGUCAUGCCUGACAGAUGCCUGCUGGAGUCCUAUUAGACCCUCCGUCUUUUUCACAGUGAAGAUGGAUGGCGUGCUGGACAUCUGGGACGUCUUGUUUAAGCAGAACGACCCCACGCUGAGUGUAAAGGUGUGUGAUGAAGCUCUGUUUAGCCUGCGGCUGCACGAGAACGGUCGCCUGGUGGCUUGCGGAUCACAGCAGGGUGCGGCUACAAUACUGGAGGUCUGCUCGGGACUGUCUAACCUCCAGAAGAAUGAAAAGAGUCUUAUGGCCGAGAUGUUAGAGCGCGAGGCGAAGCGCGAGAAGAUCCUGGAGGCUCGUCAGAAGGAGCUGCGGCUGAAGGAAAGGAGUCGCUCCGAGCAGAGCCGAGAGGACGAGGCGGGACGAGACGCGGCCGAGCGAGAGGAGUCUCCCGAGCAAAUGAUCGCCAGAGCUGAACAAGACUUCUUCAGCAUGGUGGAAGCUGAGAAGAGGAGGAGGAAGGAAAAAGAGGAAGAAAAAAAGCAGCUUGUAGGCAGGAGGCGGACAACAAGAGUGCACCAGAAGAGCUCGGCUGGGUAUGAAGCGCAGUUUGUCCUAAAUCAGUCUAACCAAUGGGACGCAGCGUCACCAUCCAUAUUUUUUCUUUCGUGCCUGACCACACAUCUCAAUCAGCCAGCAGUCAAUUUCCGUCAUUGCAGUAUCCGCAAUUUUGAACACACAUCAUUGCUGUACAAUUGCAGGAGUUGUGUUUCUGCCGUGCAGUGACAAGGCAGCAGAACCUUUUCUUGUAAUGGGCUAGGAAAAAAAAAAUCCCACUAUUGCAGGCGGCAUCAGAGGCACAAAUCAUCUCACCUGGGCAAUUUCCUCAUCCAUUUGCGUCAAACGCUUUCUCUGGCAUUUGAGUCAGAGAAGAAAGCACAAUAGAAAAGUAAAUGGUUCCAUGUUCUUGUGAGAGCGAGUGCUGCUGAUUGUAGAAGCUACGUCAUCAGUAUUGUUUGUCUAACAAUUUUUU
Molecule: messenger RNA, 2399 nt
Organism: Hippocampus comes (tiger tail seahorse)
Lineage: Eukaryota; Metazoa; Chordata; Actinopteri; Syngnathiformes; Syngnathidae
Gene: dnai2b
Product: dynein, axonemal, intermediate chain 2b
Exons: 11
Coding region: 104-2152 (682 amino acids)
Biological process (GO): outer dynein arm assembly; cilium movement
Cellular component (GO): outer dynein arm
Molecular function (GO): dynein heavy chain binding; dynein light chain binding
Source: RefSeq, a predicted model, not a curated record